UCUCUGACUUUGUGUAGGGAAAUGCACCCUAACAACACAAUCUCUCUCUAACAACACAAUCUCUCUCAUCCUGUUUCCCUCCUUUUUAAAUCUAUUUAAAUUGAUUAAAGUUAGGGAAAGUUAGAAGCUAGGAAGUUAGAGGAUCUGCUCCCCUUCUUACCUCCGUAAUUCUUCUACCCUAUCAAACAGAUCCUACAUUGUUUAAUCAACCCUGUUUUAUUAUAUUUGGUGUCUUAUUCCCAAAAUCAAACGAAAAGAUGUCGAUCUUCGACUACAAUGGAAGUGCCCUAGUAGCUAUGGUAGGUAAGAACUGCUUCGCCAUUGCCAGCGAUCGAAGACUCGGUGUUCAGCUUCAGACCAUAGCCACCGAUUUCCAAAGGAUUUCCAAAAUUCACGAUAAGCUCUUCAUCGGUCUUUCUGGCCUCGCCACCGAUUCUCAGACACUGUAUCAGCGUCUCGUUUUUCGUCACAAACUGUAUCAGCUUCGUGAAGAGCGUGAUAUGAAGCCGGAGACAUUUGCUAGCUUAGUGUCGGCUAUUCUUUACGAGAAACGGUUUGGUCCAUACUUUUGCCAGCCUGUAAUUGCUGGACUAGGGGAUGAUGACAAACCCUUCAUUUGCACAAUGGAUGCAAUUGGAGCAAAGGAGCUUGCAAAAGAUUUUGUUGUUGCUGGGACUGCAUCUGAGUCUCUGUAUGGUGCUUGUGAAUCGAUGUUUAAGCCUGACAUGGAAGCCGAGGAAUUGUUUGAAACCAUCUCCCAGGCACUGCUAUCAUCUGUAGACCGUGACUGUCUUAGUGGCUGGGGUGGACAUGUCUAUGUUGUCACACCAACCGAAGUAAAGGAAAGGAUUUUGAAGGGAAGAAUGGAUUAACUUUUAAGCCAUACUCAACUACUUCAGUUCAUCAACUCAACUGCUUCAGUUCACUUUGUUUUCUGUUUUGCGUGGCCCAGCUAGCGAGUGGUUAACCACUUUAUUGCCACUUGGUCUUUCCUUUACUUUAGCGCCAAAUGCAGUCUGUUUUUCAUUAUUAUUGUUAGACUUAGAAGUCUUAACAGCACUAUUACCAGGAAAAUCAUCGAUUUUCUGAUAUGAGUUUUUCUCUUUCAUUGAACCUUUACUACUA
Molecule: messenger RNA, 1125 nt
Organism: Vicia villosa (hairy vetch)
Lineage: Eukaryota; Viridiplantae; Streptophyta; Magnoliopsida; Fabales; Fabaceae
Product: proteasome subunit beta type-3-A-like
Exons: 7
Coding region: 258-872 (204 amino acids)
Biological process (GO): proteasome-mediated ubiquitin-dependent protein catabolic process
Cellular component (GO): proteasome core complex, beta-subunit complex; proteasome core complex
Source: RefSeq, a predicted model, not a curated record